AUGGAAGGGUCGAGCAACAUGGACAUUACCCAGACCCCGGGGGAAGCCACGGCGCUGGCAACGCCUGAUAGCGAGAAGUUAAAACGUAAAAGACAGCCCAGGAACUCAGCAUGUCAAGGGUGCGCCUCGUUGAAAAUGAAGUGCAUUUCGACCGACAAUGGCAAGUGCGAAAGAUGCAUACGCAUGGACAGAGACUGCGUGCCUGCCGUGCCCAAGCCACGCAAGCAAAGGACAGAAAGCGGCGUUGGCCAAGAAGGUGACCGAGGCAUCCCUCUGUUGGACUUCGCCGCCGCCGCCGCCUCCUCGUCGACCUCUGCACCGCCACCGCCUCGCUUUGAUCCCGCUCGUCCAGGGCAGUCAGACGAGCAGGAGAGACGUAGUCUACUGCAGCAACACGAUCUCUCAAACUCAGACAGCAAGGCAUUUGUCGCGCUGUUCUCUCGUAGUCUAGGCAAUAUCGUGGCAGUCGACGAGCUACUUCGCGGUGUCGACCACAGCUUCGUCGCAAAUAGCUUCGCCAUAUUCCGCCAGCUCCAGCCACACUUUCCCUUCGUGGACCUGAAGCCAGGGGCAGACGUGAAGUCCAUGCUUGCACGGCGUCCUUUACUCACGCUCGCCAUCUGCACGGUGGCCGCCGCCACAUAUCCCGCUGCGCAGGCGCGGUUCAGUCAAGCAUUCCAGUAUGCAUUGUCAUCCAAACUCAUUCUUGGAACAGAACGAAGCAUCGACAUGAUGGCUGGCAUUCUGACAUACCUCGCGUGGCAUCAUCACUACAUUCCGGACCAGCAGGUAUACCAGCAGCUUUCUCUACUUGCAGGCAUUGCUGCGGAUUUGGGCCUAUAUCGACCGCGGCUGGACGUGCUCGACCCCGACAGCACACUCGAGCGCGAUCGUGCUUUCGUAGGCUGCUAUUAUCUCUGCUCCGGUCUUGCUGCGACCGGCUUCGACAGACCAAGCUCACUGAGGUUCACCGUCAAUCUUCGUCGCUGCGCCGACGGUUUAGCCUAUGCUGGAGCUUUGCCGACUGAUCGCGACUUGCCCGGACUCUUGGAACUCGCGAUUGCCAUGGAUGAAAUGGAGAACAGCAUUCGUCACGAGCAUGCAGCGGAGCGAACACUGCCGAUACAGUUCGUUGACUUGCAUGCCAAGACCACCGCUCAGAGACUUAGAGCGUUGAAACGCGAGCACCCUGCUCUCGGCAGCUCGCUGGCUUAUGCGGCUGCUACGAACCAUGUCUAUCAGAGACUGCUUCGAGUCAACGACGCGCCAGAUUCGUCCACUCUGAUACAGGCUGCAUGUGGUGUCAAGGAGUAUCUGGAGGACAUUCUAGCUAGACCGCCUGCUUUACUGCAUCACGCGACUAUACUUGACUGGACAAGUUUGGUGGAGAACCUCGUGCUCAUGGCUAGGGUUGCCAAGAGCUCUACCCUUUCAGGUGGGUGGGAGGCGGGCGCACUGACGUCGAUGCUGCCAUGCGAACAACUUCUUGAUUCGAUAUACGGCCACAUGUCAGCGGCGCCGCAGAACGAUGCCCUUUCACCCCGGAACGAGGCGCUGUUGCAACAUCUAGGCCGCCUAUCCGAAGGCAUCAAACGGCGCGUCCUGCACAGCAGCGUCCCAGAUGUAGCCUUGAACGAAGGUGUACUGGACACGAGGUUCUCCGAGAGUUUGCUCUCUGCAUAG
Fulvia fulva is the source of this 1683-nucleotide messenger RNA. RefSeq lists its product as uncharacterized. Gene Ontology annotation, biological process: regulation of DNA-templated transcription. The record is from RefSeq and is a predicted model, not a curated record. Gene Ontology annotation, molecular function: zinc ion binding; DNA-binding transcription factor activity, RNA polymerase II-specific; transcription cis-regulatory region binding. NCBI's taxonomy places the organism in Eukaryota, Fungi, Ascomycota, Dothideomycetes, Mycosphaerellales, Mycosphaerellaceae. Gene Ontology annotation, cellular component: nucleus. The transcript is spliced from 4 exons. The coding region runs from base 1 to 1683 and encodes 560 amino acids.